AUGCCCCCACGAUCCCGUGAUGAAUUCCAAAUUGCGAUAAUCUGCGCCCUGCCUCUAGAGGCGGACGCGAUGAUAGCGUUAUUCGAUGAACGCUAUGAUGAGCUGGGUCCUAUAUAUGGCAAGCACGUGGGCGACGCCAACAUUUAUAUAACUGGAAGAAUAAAGAAUCAUGAUGUCGUGUUGGCUUACAUGCCGGGUAUGGGAAAUCGAACGUCCGCCGGCGUCGCUAGUGUCUUGCCCGUCAGUUUCACGGGAAUCAAGCUAGCCUUACUUGUCGGAAUCUGCGGUGGAGUACCGCAUGCAUCUGAUCGUAAGGAGAUCAUCCUGGGCGACGUUAUUAUCGGCGAUAGUGUGAUUGAAUACGAUUCUGGCAGACAGUACCCGGAUGGGUUCGAACGGAAAAAAGGUGUCACGGAAGCGGCGGGAUUGCCUAAUCGAGAAAUUCGGUCCUUCCUGAACUUUUUGCGAACUCUACAAAUGAGAGAUCAAGUACAAAGGCAAACCACGCAAUACCUAAAAAUGCUUCAAGAAAUGAAAGGAAAUCAGUGGAAUUAUCCAGGUGUUUUCCACGAUCGGUUAUUCGAAGCCUCUUAUCGCCACAAGCACUAUAAACAACAAUCUGUAGCAGAAUGCAUCUGUGCUGAUUGCCACUCGAGCUUCGAUCCGGUGUGUCAGCAAGCAUUGAAGAGUGACUGUGCGACGGUUGGAUGUGCAGGAGAUUUGGUUCCGCGACGCCGACUACGUUUCAACAAUCCGGCACCGAUCAUUCAUAUUGGCACGAUCGCGUCAGCGAGUUCCGUGAUGAAGUCUGGUGAGCAUCGUGAUCAACUGGCUGAAAAGGAGAGUGUGAUUGGAUUCGAGAUGGAAGGUGCUGGAGUAUGGGACAGUCUGCCCUGUGUGAUCAUCAAAGGUGUUUGUGAUUACGCAGACAGUCAUAAAAAUAAGGCAUGGCAGAACUAUGCUGCAGCAACCGCGGCAUCUUGUGCGAAAUGUAUCUUGGCAUACUGGCAGGAUGGUUCUCAGCAGCAGCCACAAACCUCAAGUCAUCCCAAGCCAUCUUCAACGGUUCCCUUUGAGAGAGACGAGAUGUUUGUUGGUCGAGAAGACAUCAUCAUGAGUAUUAGGAACGCUCUUCAAGGAAGAACGGGGCAGACUUCAAAGUGUGCCGCACUUGUUGGCUUGGGAGGCGUAGGAAAGUCUCAAAUCGCGAUUGAGUAUACAUACCGAGUUCGGGAAUCUGCACCCAACACAUCGACAUUUUGGGUUCACGCGAGUAAUGCAACGAGAUUUGAGCAAGGGUAUCGAGAUAUUGCAGCAGCAGCAAAGAUUCCUGGACACGAUGAUCCGAGAUGUAACAUCCUCGAGCUGGUUAAGAAAUGGCUAUAUGACGAGACAAAUGGCAACUGGUUGAUGAUCCUGGACAAUGCAGACGAUAUUGAUACAUUUUUUAACAUAUUCGGUGAAAAUAUGCCUUUAGUGGAUUACCUGCCUCAUGUUUCCCAUGGGUCCAUUUUAGUUACGUCCCGGAAUCAGACAGUGGCACGGAACAUAGUGGGGCCCCGCGGUCAGGUGAUACCAGUAAAGCCAAUGAGCACCAACGAAGCUAUUACCCUAUUGAAAACCCGCAUUCCGGUGGAUCAAUCAUGUGAAACGGAAGCGAAGCUCCUCGUUGACGCACUCGAAUGCAUUCCUCUGGCAAUUGCACAAGCUGGUGCAUACAUUUUGAAUCGCUCACCCCAAACGAGUUUAUCGACUUACCUGCAGCUCUUUCAACAAAGUGAGUCCAAUCAAGAGCAUCUUCUAAAUUACAACGAUGCUCAUGAUCUUCGACGAGACCGAAGCAUCCGACAUCCGGUUAUCACUACAUGGCAGAUCUCAUUUGAUCAGAUCCGCCGCAUAUGUCCAAAAGCCACAGAUCUGCUGGCAUUAAUGAGUAUGUUUGACCGACAAGGCAUUCCGACACAGUUACUCAGCGAUGGGAUGGAUCAAUUACAAUUUGAGGAUGCGAUGGCUCCAUUAAUCAGCUUUUCUCUGGUCCGUGUGGAAUUUGGCGGACAGUCAUUUGACUUACACCGUCUAGUGCAAUUAUCGGCUCGACAGUGGCUAAAGAAACAAGGCCUGCUUCAUCACUUGGCCAAAAAAAGCGUACAAGUGAUGAAAGCAAUAUUUCCCAGUGGGGAUUAUGAAACAUCGGCAUCUUGCCAAAUGCUCCUUCCACAUUUGAAAGAGACGAUUCGCUUCACUGAGCGGUUAGAUGAUGACGACCAUUUAAAUGUGUCGACUAUUACUAAUCGAUGUGGUUGGUAUCUUUACCUUAUGGGAAAAUUCGAGGAAGCGGAGGCCAUGCAUCGACGAGCACUCGUUGGCAGAGAGAAAGUGCUAGGCGCUGAACAUCCUGACACGCUGUCCAGUGUCGGUUAUCUAGGUUUAGUGCUUGAAAGUCAGGGAAAAUAUGAGGAGGCAGAGGCCAUGCAUCGACGGGCACUCGCUAGCAGAGAGAAAGUUCUAGGCGCCGAACAUCCUGACACACUAAUCAGUGUCAGUUAUCUAGGCUUGGUACUUGAAAGUCAGGGAAAAUAUGAGGAGGCAGAGGCCAUGCAUCAACGAGCACUCACUGGUAGUGAGAAAGCGCUCGGUGCGGAACAUCCUCACACGCUGACCAGUGUUAGUAAUCUAGGCUUAGUCCUUCAAAGCCAGGGAAAAUACGAGGAAGCGGAGGCCAUGCAUCAACAAGCACUCACUGGCAGAGAGAAAGUGCUUGGCGCUGAGCAUCCUGACACAUUGACCAGUGUCAGUAAUCUAGGCUUAGUCCUUCGACGUCAGGGAAAAUAUGAGGAGGCAGAGGCCAUGCAUCGACGAGCACUCACUGGUAGUGAGAAAGCGCUAGGCGCUGAACAUCCUGACACAUUGACUAGUGUCAGUAAUCUAGGCUCGGCGCUUGAAAGUCAGGGAAAAUAUGAGGAGGCAGAGGCCAUGCAUCGACAAGCACUCACUGGUAGUGAGAAAGUGCUUGGCACUGAACAUCCUGACACACUGACCAGUAUCAGUAAUCUAGGCUUAGUGCUUGAAAGUCAGGGAAAAUAUGAGGAGGCAGAGGCCAUGCAUCGACGAGCACUCACUGGUAGUGAGAAAGUGCUAGGUGCUGAACAUCCUGACACAUUGACCAGUGUCAGUAAUCUAGGCUCGGUGCUUGAAAGUCAGGGAAAAUAUGAGGAAGCAGAGGCCAUGCAUCGACGAGCGCUCGUUAGCAGAGAGAAAGUGCUUGGCACUGAACAUCCUGACACACUGACCAGUAUCAGUAAUCUAGGCUUAGUGCUUGAAAGUCAGGGAAAAUAUGAGGAGGCAGAGGCCAUGCAUCGACGAGCACUCGCUAGCACUAAGAGUGUGUAA
This is a messenger RNA of Talaromyces marneffei, 3390 nucleotides long. RefSeq lists its product as uncharacterized. Gene Ontology annotation, biological process: nucleoside metabolic process. Lineage: Eukaryota; Fungi; Ascomycota; Eurotiomycetes; Eurotiales; Trichocomaceae. Gene Ontology annotation, cellular component: kinesin complex. Bases 1 to 3390 code for a protein of 1129 amino acids. Gene Ontology annotation, molecular function: protein binding; catalytic activity; ADP binding. The record is from RefSeq and is a predicted model, not a curated record. The transcript is spliced from 3 exons.